Molecule: messenger RNA, 8675 nt
Organism: Macroventuria anomochaeta
Lineage: Eukaryota; Fungi; Ascomycota; Dothideomycetes; Pleosporales; Didymellaceae
Exons: 7
Coding region: 1-8625 (2874 amino acids)
Source: RefSeq, a predicted model, not a curated record
AUGGCUCUCUCUGGUGGGCAAUGCCCAUCGGCAGCAGCAACAUCUUAUCUAGUCCACCAUGUUGCGCUGCCGCCGAAGCUACCUCAAGCUGAUGACUUUGACGCCGGACAUGAGCGCUGCCUCCUGGACACGAACCUCAACGCGCUAUAUGCUCUCAAGCCUUUCGUCACGAGCCAACACGAUAGCACAGUCACCCACGCCAUUGCGACCAUCGAGAACCUCCGGCGAAGUCAAGACCCGCACGGCAACGUUAGCGAGAUUCAGUUACGCAAGCUGCUCGAGGAGCUUGCCAGUGGCCAGAACAAAGGCUCUAUACCACUGGAGAUCAAGGCACAGAAUGCGGGUGUCCUUAUCAGCUCCGAUGGCGACCAGGUUACGUUCGAGUUCCUUGAGCUUUCUCCUGACAACAAGAGUACCAUGCUCAAUGGUCGCCUGGUCCGUAGCUUCCCAGGUCAUGCUGCGAGUAUUCCAAUCUCCAAGCUGCAAGAAGAAGGCUUACAGAACAUGCUGGCCGACACAGUGGCGAAGAUGAGCACUCAAGCCGCUCCUGGCUUUCAACCUGUAGCACGCAAAGCUGGCCGGGAUCAUGACGAGGACCGCGACACGACUCACCCUGGAAUGGUGACCGACUAUCUCUUCAACAUUGUCGCUGCUCUUGGUAAGACGACCGCUGUCACUCGCAUAACCAAAUAUACUCGUGAAGAGGUUUUGUGGGACAACUGCAAGAUGCCCUGGCGACGCUCUCCCAUGUGGCUUCUCGUUCGAGUCACCCUUCAGCUGCUCCUCACUCGGCGAGGGCCCAAGUCGUCGAUCCCUGAUAGCCUAUACAAGGUAUUCAUGGUACACCUUCAGUCCUUGAUCCUAGCACAUGUCCAAGUCUACUGGAACCUGUUUGGCAGUGAUUAUAUCUACGUUCUCAAUGCCAAAAUGCUUCGUCGACUACGCAAGCUUGAGGCUCUGUCACAGCUCGACUGCGUCCUGCCCUCUUGGAUGGACUAUAUCCGGACAUGUAUGGUUGACGCUUUUGGAUUCAUGGACAAGAAGUGGAUGGCUGAGGCUCAGAAUACCCGAGCAAACCUCCAGGCUGCCAACCUUAAGUCUUUGCGACCCGAGGACGCCCUUGACAUGCACCUACCCGAGCUCGACACUUUCCUAGCAAGUGUGCAUGGCAGAAAGGCCACCGCCGCUUGCUCCGACUUCAAACCAGGCCUUUCAUACCCCACCUUUGCUAAGAGUAAUCUGCCCGAGGGCUUCAGUAAAGCCGACGAGUAUCGAAACUUCCGUUUAGCUGCGGUAGAGAGCUGGGUCCAAGAUUUUCUCCAGUCCUGGAGCGAAUCGCAUCGCAGCGAUCAAACAACCUGUGGGCAACUUUACAAUCUGAUGAAGAACUAUCAUAGCAGUGCCAGUGUUGCGUAUCAAGGUCUCCCGUCAAGCAUGUCGGUCAUGUAUCUGACUAUUCUCGAAAUUUGGGUCGCUUGCGACAAGUCAGCAUGUAGCUUGUUCGCCCUUCUAUCCACGUACGAUCCUGAAGUUCGACUAGUCGAGUUGCAAUGCUUGACGCUGCCUCUCCGAAGCCAAAUGCAGCGGCUACGGGCAGUGGAGUUAUAUUGGCCACUCUCUCCCUACCAGCCUAUUGCUAAAGCAACUGUCUUUGAGCUGAAAAUUCCAGGGUCAUUCAGCGCAUGGCGAGACGCAUCAACCUUCGUCAUCAUCAGUGUUCUUGGCUGUAAGAGUAGCAACGCCGAGAAGCCCCAGCACUCAUACAUCCUGAGCGGUCAUCGCGACUUAUCUCACAUGCUGGACUCACAAUACCAUUUGCGACGCAUUGUUCCGUUGUCAUCAAUAAAACCCCAUUCGGUAACUCAUCGCAACAGUAAGAAGGUUGUUCCACACCUGAAAGAGGACGACGUCUGUCUGCAGAACGGUCUACGCUAUCAGUACUUUGACACAACUACGGGUGCGUGGACUGCAGCGCAGACACCAAGUGGGGAUUUGCCACAGAAGUGCAUGUAUCAGAUGCCUGCCCGCUCAAAAGCUCUUGAGCAUUACCUGCACAAGCCGCCUUCGGCGCCUGAUGGAGUCCAGCCGAACGAGGUAAUAGCCAGCCUGUCAGAUUGUCCGCCACAUCUAUCCAUCGAGGAGUACAAGGCUUUUGGAGCUCUUCCGCUGGGUCGCAAUAUCUUCUAUUCGAACAUACUCAUGCAACUCGCUAUUCCGACGCUAGACUUUUCCAAGGUCGAGACCCAGUGUCUGAUGUCGCAGACGGUGACCCAAGUCGGCCUUCCUAAUGGUGAUGUUGAGCGCACAAGCCACCGCAUUCUCACGGACUCGACCUUUGGAUCCACGUUGAUAGCGCAUCUUGAAAUCGCUGCGCAACGAGUGGAAGAGAAUUGGGAGUCUUGGAGAGCGAUGGCUACCUUCGUCCAGCUUGCUUGCCGUGUCACGAACCUUACGAAGUCCACAGAAGUUCGUCAACGCUGCUUGCAGUUCCUGCACAAGGCCCGAAGGAUCUCGAUCACAUGGCUCCACCGUCUUAAAGCUAGAGCAGCUUCCUCUACCAACGACGAACAGCGAACCGAGCUUUUUUCCAGAGCGACAGAGAUUGCAUUGCUUGGUACUACUACUUUCGAUGUCGAGGACGAAUUCGUCAACGUCGUUUUGCAACAGCAAGAUGCAGUAUCUUCGCUUCUGCAAUGCUCGAUUGCUGUGCAAGAGAACAAAGAUCUGAUCUCAGGUACAGAAGGUCUUCAGAAUUCUGCACUGCAGACAUGGCGUUCAUUGAUGUAUCGCGUCUUCUCAAAGCUGCGGAAAGUAAUUUUGUGCGAUUGUACUGGCCUCAAUCAAGCAGUGCUCGAGUGUUGGACAGCCUUUCAGCCUGCGACGAACGCCACCUGGAGGAUCCUUGAUGAUCCUCACCACCACUGGCUUCAUAUCGCCUCAGGGAAACUGCCGGUUCAUAUCAAUCUAUUGACCGGCGAACUCCUGGUCAAUGGGUUGCCACUCACACGCCUACCAUCCGAAUUUCUAGCACAUCCCAUGUACAAACUGUUAUUCUCAGCAUCUACACUUGAAGUCGUUCCUACUGAUGAGCCUGGAAUGCGAUUUUCUGCUAAGACGACGUAUCAUGACCAUGAGCUUCACUUUGGUAUGGCUGCAGCAGACAUGCUGGUAGUCGCAAUUGGCAAGGACAAGAAUGGUGAUCAUCAACUCCAAUCGCGCCAGUACCGAGGAAUGAUCCUUGAUAACGACCAGAGGAUCGGAACACUGAUUGGCUUGACUAGCAAGUUGGUUCUACGACGCGCACAGUCUGCGAAUGAUCGGCUUGUACUCAUACCCGAAGGUGCCGUGAGAUAUCACAAAACCUUGAGUCACCACUCUUCCGUCACUAUCGGAAGGCAGGAGAGAAGUACCGUUCAUGCCUACCAGCUAGAUCCAACACUGGGACGUGUAUUGGACAAUGGAGCGAUGCAGAGCAAGCUGAUGCUGUGUUAUUUGCAUGCGCUCACAUCACACUGGCUGCCAGAUCCGCUCACACGCUACACCGGAACUGAAGCGGCACUGACCAUCCUGAGGUCGUCAGCUGUUCGCUCUUUUGAUGCAUUGUCCCUCGAAAACGCAAUGCUUCUGAACAAAUUAGCUACUCUGUCACCGCAACGUAAAUUCUACCCUUCACACGAGCGAGUAAUGCAGCGGAUUGAAUGGGACCCGAAUCUCUCCUUUCAAUCACAGCAUGGCGACUUUCAAGUACUUGUCAGAGAGAUCUUCGAUCACGAGAAGAAGAUGUCGUUGUUCCACUCGAAAAACAUCUUCGAAGCUUUGAGUCGCAGUGACACCGCGUGGAUAUCUGCGAUCAACUCUGAUCUUCACGAGCGGGCCUCCAUUCGAUCAUCUACCUUUCAGGUUGCAGGUUUUGGAGCCGAGUACUUCAAGACCAACGUCGAUAGAGCUUAUGACGCACGAGACCGGCAAGCAAAUUCGGAACGCGGCCGUAGAGCUUUCCUAGCUGUAUCGAUGUUUGUCCGAGAUCAAGCUUUGCUCGACGAAUCCAUCUCGAACCUCAGAGUCUAUCAGAAUCAUUUCUACAAUACGGAAGUCAAGGGAUUCGUAAGUGCACACGAUCCGCCUGUCCUGCGUUAUGACUCGAAGUGGUUGGGUCCUCCUUCGCCUCUGAUGCAAGAGCUUUGGUGUACGCUUCAUCAUUCUCUGGCCACAAAGUCUACCAUCAGCAAUAAGUUUGAUGUUCUGAUAUGGCUAUCGACCAUGGCAUACGCCACUAAAGCAGACAUGAAUGUCAUCCGAGCCCUUGUGGCAUUCUAUCGAAUGCCGCAGUUGGCCUCAACCCAGAUUCCGACAAAGCCUCUAUUCCGCUUAUCGCACGGGAGUACAUUCAAUAUUUUCGAAGUGCAACAUGCAGCUGAACGCGCUGCACGGUCUUACGAAAGCUCUUCUGAAGCGCAAUUGUGCAAACAAGGAUCUGAAUCAGACGAUCAGCAUCUGAGGAGAAUCGAGUCCCUUUUCGAGAACCAGAAGGGCGAAGCUGUGCAGACUUUUGUUGCUGCGUUACAGACUCAAUGGCCUCGGGAGCAUCCCAAUACACCGUUCUCAAGUCACAUGAAUAAGUACCUGGAUACGGCCCCUGCAAUGGACACCAUCAGAGCCUUGUUUCAAUCAUGGUACGACAAUCGGGCCUUCGAGCAAUACAUUAGAACGAUAUCGAGUGUUAUCGAGCGUUUACCCGCUGCGUCCAUCGCAACACCACGCUUCGAUGUACCGGCGCCGUCCAAGAAGACAGAAUUAGGACCUGAUGGUCGAUACUGCCAUCCAGCGACGAUAUUUACUUCGAGACCGCCGAACAUUGCAUGCGGUUCGUCAAAUACGGAUGAUUCCUCCCUUUUGAUCGCCCCACAGGAGCCAAAAUUGACCGCUGUACCGAAGUCCCUUGUCUCAACCGAGACCGAAGUAAAGGACCGACUGGACGACUUCUGCCAGACGUUAAGUGCAUGCGCCAAAACCACGUGUGAGCAGAAUUAUGUCGACAGCUUGCGCACUAGAUUACUUCGACAGUAUCUUUCGGCAUGUGAAGAGUACUUCACGACGUUCGGUCGCAGACUUGAAGGAGUCCUCGAGAUUGGAUCUACUCACAGCAGUGGAAUUGCAUCUUCCAUCAAACUGUCACCUCGUCUUUCGCCGUCAUUCUGGUUGAGCCAACUCAAUCACGACCAUUACAAUUCUCUUUCAGCAGAGUGGCGGGCUGUGAUGGUAGAGUUUGGUUUAGCUAUCACCAACCUACACCGAGCUCAGAGGCUGGUCGCGCUCUUGGAUAAACCUGUUGAACUCAACGAAGAACUUCAGCACGUCAGCCAUACGAACUGGAAUCCAAGCAAAUUCCCGGAAACCUUGCUCCUCGAAGCUGAGAGCGGCAUUCUGGUACGCAAAGUACAAGCGACGAUUGCUGCAGAGAUGAUGGAGCCGCUGGACGCUCAAAACACCGUGAUGCAAUUGAACAUGGGAGAAGGAAAGUCGUCCACGAUUGUGCCCAUCGUUGCGGCAGCUCUAGCGGAUAGGAAGAAAUUAGUCCGGGUCGUCGUGGCAAAGCCCCAGAGUAAGCAAAUGCUCCAGAUGCUUGUAGCCAAACUCGGCGGCCUGCUCAAUCGCCGCAUCUACCACAUGCCGUUUUCAAGAGACCUUCAAUUGAAGGAAGCGGACGUUCGGGCUAUACGCGAGAUGUAUCAGGAUUGCAUGGCUCACCGAGGAGUCCUCCUGAUCCAACCAGAACACAUCCUCUCAUUCAAACUCAUGGGCAUUGAGUGCCUUCUUACAGACAAGCCGGGAGUGGCUCGUCUACUUCUGGACACUGGAAGAUGGUUUGAUGACGUUUCUCGUGACAUCGUGGACGAGAGCGAUGAGAACUUCAGCGUCAAGUUCGAAUUGAUCUACACCAUGGGAUCUCAACGAUCUAUUGGGUUUGCUCCGGACCGCUGGAUUCUCAUCCAAGAAGUCAUGGGAUUGAUUCCAAGGCUUGCUGCUCAAGUCAAAGCCAUGUUACCGCUCUCAAUCGAGGUUCAGCAUGAGGCCAAUGGCAGGUACCCUCGAGUACGGAUAUUGCGCGAUGAUGGAGCCAAAGCCUUGCUCGCUUUGCUUACAGAACAUAUCAUUAAGAACGGUCUGACUGGUCUCCCGAUUUGCAAUCAGCGAGAAGGAACUCGGGAAGCGAUCAUGCAGUACAUCUCGACUGCUGACCUGAUCGCGAAGCAAAUCCAUGCCGUGGAACAGAGCAGAUUCUGGACUGUCGCGACUAAGGAGCCAUUGUUACUCAUGCGAGGCCUUAUCGCAGGCGGCGUGUUGCGCUUUUCUUUAACCCAGAAACGCUGGCGUGUGAACUAUGGUCUGGAUCCCACUCGCAUUCCAAGCACACAACUUGCAGUGCCAUACAAAGCUAAAGACUCGCCGUCGCCACGAUCGGAGUUCUCUCACCCGGACGUUGUUAUUCUUCUGACACUUCUGAGUUACUACUAUGGAGGUCUUCAAGAUGACGACCUCUUUGACUCCUUCGUUCACCUCCUGAAAUCUGAUCAAGCCACCAUUCACUAUGACGAGUGGGUACGCACUGCAGCUCCUGAGUUACCUGCCGCAUUUCGACAGUUGUCUGGAGUCAGCAUCAAGGACCGCGUCAUGUGCAUUCAACAGAUCUUUCCCCACUUGCGAUACUCUAGGGCCGCCAUCAACUAUUACCUCACAUUUAUCGUCUUCCCGAAGGCGAUGAAGGAGUUUCCUUCAAAACUGUCCGCAUCAGGCUGGGACCUCGGUGCUGUCAAGAAGCACCCAACCACCGGCUUCAGUGGCACCAACGACACCUUGCAUGUCUUGCCCCUUGCAGUCAAGCAUCUUGAUCUGCCAAGUCAGAGUCACACCAAUGCCUUGGUCCUUGGGUAUCUUUUGCAGCGUGAGACAUCAGUCGAAAAGCUUCCAGCUCGGUCGGCGGGAACUGAUGCUGAGCACCUCCUCAUUUUCAUCAACAACCUGAAGCCUGAGGUUCGUGUAGUACUUGACGUUGGCGCACAGAUACUGGAGAUGAACAACACCCAAGUCGCUCAAUGCUGGCUCUCCAUGCGCAAGGAUGAUCGAACAGAGGCAGUGGUGUUCUUCAAAGACGAGGAGUUAUCGGUGCUCGAUGUGAGUGGGCGCAUUGAGUCUUUUCAGACAUCACCGCUUGCAAAGCAGCUUGACCGGUGUCUCAUCUAUCUUGAUGAAGCACACACUCGUGGGACGGAUCUCAAGCUUCCACGCAACAACAGGGCUGCUGUGACUUUGGGUGCAAAUCUGACCAAAGAUCGCUUGGUGCAGGCUUGUAUGCGCCUUCGUAAGCUCGGUAAAGGCCAGUCUGUCGUAUUCAUGGCUACCCAAGAAAUAUGCACAAAGAUCUACGAGCGAACGAAGCAGGAUCCCGAUAAGCCCAUCACAGUCAUCAACGUGUUGUGCUGGAGCAUUGGCGAGACUUGGCUCGAUCUGUCGAGGAGUAUGCCACUUUGGGCUGUACAGGGUCACCGCUACGAAACACACAAGCACCUUCUGAAUGGUGCAAGCACGACCUUGUCACAAGCCCAAGCAUUCCUCGAAGAUGAAGCCCAGAGCAUCGAAGACCGAUAUGCGCCAGUCACAAAGAGCACCGGUCAAUCCAUACUACGAGAUCUGACUAAUCCCAGCAUCAAGCAGAUUCACUCGCGUUGUGUUGAAUUUCAGGCAGUGGAUUUCAACUCCGCCAUGUUGCACGAAGAACAAGAACGUGAGCUGAGCCCUGAGAUUGAAGAGGAACGUCAAAUCGAACGUCCACCCAAGAUGAUCGCCGAGAAGCACCGUCUCCAUCCAGACCUCGCACAUCUUGCGCGCUCUGGAGAGUUUCCCAGCGCGUCAUCAGCGUUUGAGCCCGCUUUCCAAGCUCUCAAGUCGACCAGUGCUGCUGAGCACUACGAUCUUACUCAAUUUCCAAAGCACCUCCUUGUCACAAAGGACUUCAUGCGGACAGUUAAGAUUCCUGCAGUCUCCAGCUUUGUCUCAGACUCCUACCAGAGACCGGUUCAGUGGAUUCUCUCAGUUGUCGAUCAGGCCCACUCAAACGUCUUCAAGCACCUGAUUGUUCUCAGCCCAUUCGAAGCGAAUCAGCUGCUGUCAACAAUCGCCAAGCACAAGAAGGUAACCUUGCACCUUUACGCGCCGCGCUUCAACGCCAGCUUCGCACCGCUCGACAAGCUAAAGCUGCUCAACAUUGGCCGCAACUUUGAUGAGGGUCGAGUUCCACAGUCGCUCACAGUGCAGCUGAACCUCUUUGCUGGAAGUCUUUACCUUCGCUCUUUCGCCGAGUAUGAAGCUGUCUGCGACUUCCUGGGUCUCCUGCGAGGCACAGCUGGCCCUGAUCAGCAAGUCUUCGCCGAUGGCUUCAUCGAUCCUCCUAGUGGAGAGUGGGGUCUGAAGACUUCCCCGGUGCAGUUCUUGCGCGCUUUGCUGAUGAAGAUUCGGAAGGAGGGAGAGGGUGUCGAAAAGACGCACAUGGGCAGAUUGUUAGGUGGCAUUCGGUUGGAGGAAUGUGACUUCGAGACAGAAGUUCCGCAGAAUCAGGGUAAAACCUGACCUGGGACACCGGUGUCUGUGGUUCUGAGAUAAAUAGAGGUGGAUCAAGG